Molecule: messenger RNA, 1089 nt
Organism: Fimicolochytrium jonesii
Lineage: Eukaryota; Fungi; Chytridiomycota; Chytridiomycetes; Spizellomycetales; Powellomycetaceae
Exons: 4
Coding region: 1-1089 (362 amino acids)
Cellular component (GO): membrane
Molecular function (GO): serine-type endopeptidase activity
Source: RefSeq, a predicted model, not a curated record
AUGUCCUUAUUCCGGAGCCUUCAAUGGGGCUGCUCAGUUCGUAGUCCGCUCAUUUCACACAACGUCCGUCGCCCACAAGUAGCGUUUUGUUCCAUCCUCGCCAAACCGGCAGCUGCCAUCCACACUGUGACGUUUCGACUCAUUGAAUACCGCCAAUCGGCAUGCUUCCCCUCAACAAACCCACCAACUUUCCAAAGCAUCACAAGUCGACUCGGCGCCCGACAGUUCUCUAACAAUAGCAACCCAUUUCGAACGGUCGUACACUUUACGUUCGCCUCUUUCAAACGCACCACUCUCCUUACCAAAAGCGUCCGCCUUGCAAAGCCCGCCACGCCGUUGUCUGUAUCUCCCGCAACAACUACGCACACUCGAGGCGUCAGAUCAAACUGGUAUCAACCCGCAAACACAGGGUUUGGGAGCACCUGGGGCCGGGCGUCGUAUGGGCGAGGCAAGGACCCGUUUUCGGGGGAGACGGUGCUAUAUGGGAUUAUCAGUGUCAACGUUGUGGUGUUUCUGAUGUGGAUGUACGCUAACGCAAACUCGAAGCAGUAUGGCGACCAUAAAUGGUUGAAAUUCAUGCGGGAGAACUUCUUGCUGAAUGCGCACAACUGUAUCGAUCUGGGGAGAUGGUGGACAAUGUUGACUUGCGCUUUCAGUCAUAGCAAUCUCAUGCACAUCCUGCUCAACAUGUUUGUGUUGUACAACUUUGCUCCAUCCGUAAUCGAAAUAGUCGGCCCCCGCAACUUCCUCGGCCUCUACCUCCUCUCCGGUCUCGCCGCCUCCGUCGGCUCGCUAAUCAACCAAGUCAACACCGCUCGACAACGCGGACCACCCACCUACUCCCUCGGCGCCAGCGGCUGCGUCACCGGUGUGACGCUCCUCUUCGCAUUGACGUAUCCGCGCGCCAGCGUCUAUCUUUUCGGGUUGGUCCCCGUCCCCGCGAUCAUUGCGCUUGGUGGGUUUGUGGCGUAUGAUGCGUAUAAAAGUUAUACGGGGACCAGUGGGGGAACGGAUACGGCGGGGCAUUUAGGGGGUGCGGCAAUGGGUGCGGCUUAUUGGUGGUUCUUGGUUCGUAGAGGCAGGUUUUAG